CCAGAAUGGUCGGAAAGAACUCCAGCAUAGGACCCAGAGGGCUUGAUUAGUGUGGACGGGCACGUCGCUGUGCUUGGAGUCAUGGCAGUGCCUUUUGUGGAAGACUGGGAUUUGGUGCAAACUUUGGGAGAAGGUGCCUAUGGAGAAGUUCAGCUUGCCGUGAACAGAAUAACCGGAGAAGCUGUGGCAGUGAAAAUUGUAGACAUGAAGCGGGCCAUAGACUGUCCAGAAAGUAUUAAGAAGGAGAUCUGCAUUAGUAAGAUGCUAAACCAUGAGAAUGUGGUGCGAUUCUACGGCCACAGGAGGGAAGGCACCGUCCAGUACCUGUUCCUCGAGUACUGUAGUGGAGGAGAGCUCUUUGACAGAAUAGAGCCAGACAUAGGGAUGCCUGAACAAGAUGCUCAGAGGUUUUUCCACCAACUCAUGGCAGGGGUGGUCUAUCUUCAUGGAAUUGGAAUAACUCACAGGGAUAUUAAACCAGAAAAUCUCCUCUUGGAUGAAAGGGAUAACCUCAAAAUCUCUGACUUUGGCUUGGCCACAGUGUUUCGGCAUAAUAAUCGUGAACGAUUACUGAACAAGAUGUGUGGGACCUUACCUUACGUUGCUCCCGAGCUUCUAAAAAGAAAAGAAUUUCAUGCAGAACCAGUCGAUGUUUGGUCCUGUGGAAUAGUGCUUACUGCAAUGUUGGCUGGAGAAUUGCCGUGGGACCAGCCCAGUGAUAGCUGCCAGGAGUACUCAGAUUGGAAAGAAAAAAAAACCUAUCUCAAUCCUUGGAAAAAAAUUGAUUCUGCUCCUCUGGCUUUGCUUCAUAAAAUUCUAGUUGAGAAUCCAUCAGCAAGGAUCACCAUCCCAGACAUUAAAAAAGACAGAUGGUACAACAAACCGCUUAACAGAGGAGCAAAGAGGCCACGUGCCACUUCAGGUGGUAUGUCAGAGUCUUCUAGUGGAUUCUCUAAACACAUUCAUUCCAAUUUGGACUUUUCUCCAAUAAAUAGUGGUUCCAGUGAAGAAAACGUGAAGUUCUCUAGUUCCCAGCCAGAGCCACGGACAGGGCUUUCCUUGUGGGACACUGGUCCCUCGAAUGUGGACAAACUGGUACAGGGCAUCAGUUUUUCCCAGCCUACGUGUCCUGAUCAUAUGUUUGUAAACAGUCAGUUACUUGGUACCCCUGGAUCUUCACAGAACCCCUGGCAGCGCUUGGUCAAAAGGAUGACACGAUUCUUUACUAAAUUGGAUGCAGACAAAUCUUACCAAUGCCUGAAAGAGACCUUUGAGAAGUUGGGCUAUCAGUGGAAGAAGAGUUGUAUGAAUCAGGUUACUGUGUCAACAACUGACAGAAGAAACAAUAAAUUGAUUUUCAAAAUAAAUUUGGUAGAAAUGGAUGAGAAGAUACUGGUUGACUUCCGGCUUUCUAAGGGUGAUGGACUGGAGUUCAAGAGACACUUCCUGAAGAUUAAAGGGAAGCUCAGUGAUGUCGUGAGCAGCCAGAAGGUUUGGUUUCCUGUGACCUGAUGAAGCUGUCCGCUCUGCACAUUCCUGGUGAAUAUAGUGCUGCUAUGUGACACUUUUCUUCCUAGAGAAGAUUAUCCUAGUCUGCAAACUGCAAACAGUAGUUGUUGAAGAGUUCUCUUCCCAUUACCUACAUAUCUUUCAAUUCUUAGCUCUUUGCAUACAGAUACUACUGUAUUUUAAUUGUAUGUAAUACUUUGGGGAAAGGAUGGGUCAAAUUCAUUAGUUAUUUCUCCAGCCGUGUUUAAAUUAUCUGGGUUUGAAACCAAGUUUUGGGAUACUUGAGUUUGCCAGCUUCUAUACCAAUGGAGUAUCACUUUUGAAAAAUCAAAAGUUGGUUUCAUCCCAAGCAAAAUGCUUCUCUGCCUAUUUAAUUGUAAGGAUGAAUAAACACAGACCAUGUACAGUUGAUUGGUUCAUGAGUGAGGCCAGCCACAAGAAGUGUAUCUUAGUGUACAUACUAUAUUUUCAGCUUGGGUGUAUGUGCUGCACAAGGGCUUGACCGAUUAUAAAACUGUUUUUGAGUUAUGCUGAAAACGGCAAGUUUUCCUCCCAGUAUACCUAGUCAAAUAUAAAGCCUCAUUGGGUUGGAUUUUCACGGAGUUGUGCAUAAGCUCUAGUGCCUAAGUGACUUUAAAAAUUACACAGUUAAACAGUUUCUCCUACAUUCACAGCCAUAUCUUAACUACUCUGGAAAUAAACUGUUUUCAAAAAUCAAUAUCUAAUUCUGAUCUUAUUGGCCACCAGGUUUCUCAAGGACACUGACUGAUAGGGGACAGGGGAGAAAGGAAGUGCAGGGGUUGGCCUGAUCCUUGUUCCUCACCUUGUACACUCACUAGAACUUUGUCCAUAAAAUUUAUAUUAAAAUAUGAAUAUA
Messenger RNA from Arvicanthis niloticus (Nile rat), 2386 nucleotides. The record is from RefSeq and is a predicted model, not a curated record. NCBI's taxonomy places the organism in Eukaryota, Metazoa, Chordata, Mammalia, Rodentia, Muridae.